GCGCCGGGUGUUGGGCCGCGCGGGCUAGGCGUGUGUCUACAAGUUAGCUGGUCCCGUGGGAGCGGUGGGGUCGUCACCUAAAGAUAGUGUCCUUGCCCCACUACUAGCUGUCUAUAACCUUGGGCCAGCAACUUCACCUUUCCGAGUUUCAGUUCCCUCGUCUGUAUUAUCUGGAUGAUAAUGCCUGCCUCAAGAAACAAUUGAGAGGAUUAAAUGAGAUAUGAUGAAGGAACUGAGGCCCAGAGAGCUGGAGUUUUGUGCUGUUGAUCAUAGGGGAGAAAGAGAGAGCGCGAAAGAGAGAGGAUGUCUCUCUCAGAUUGGCACCUGGCGGUGAAGCUGGCUGACCAGCCACUUGCCCCAAAGUCUAUUCUCCAGUUGCCAGAGUCAGAGCUGGGUGAAUACUCUCUGGGGGGCUACAGUAUUUCAUUUCUGAAACAGCUCAUUGCUGGCAAACUCCAGGAGUCGGUUCCAGACCCUGAGCUGAUUGAUCUGAUAUACUGUGGCCGGAAGCUUAAAGAUGACCAGACCCUUGACUUCUACGGUAUUCAACCUGGCUCCACAGUCCAUGUUCUGCGGAAGUCCUGGCCCGAGCCUGAUCAGAAACCAGAACCUGUGGACAAAGUGGCUGCCCUGAGGGAGUUCCGGGUGCUGCAUACCGCCCUGCACAGCAGCUCGUCCUACAGGGAGGCGGUCUUCAAGAUGCUCGGCAAUAAGGAGUCUCUGGAUCAGAUCAUUGUGGCCACGCCGGGCCUCAGCAGUGACCCUAUUGCUCUCGGUGUUCUCCAGGACAAGGACCUCUUCUCUGUCUUCGCUGAUCCCAGCAUGCUUGAUACGUUGGUGCCUGCUCACCCAGCCCUGGUCAAUGCCAUCGUCCUGGUCCUGCACUCGGUGGCUGGCAGCACCCCACUGCCGGGAGCCGACUCCUCUUCACGGAGCGCACCCUCCAGCUCAUAUCGGGACAUGCCUGGUGGCUUCCUGUUCGAAGGGCUCUCUGAUGACGAGGACGACUUUCACCCAAGCUCCAGGUCCACGCCCUCUAGCAGCACACCCAGCUCACGCCCAGCCUCCUUGGGGUACAGUGGAGCUGCCGGCCCCCGGCCCAUCACCCAGAGUGAGCUGGCCACCGCCCUAGCCCUGGCCAGCACUCCGGAGAGCAGCUCUCACACACCGACUCCUGGCACCCAGGGCCAUUCCUCGGGGACCUCGCCGAUGUCUUCAGGGGUCCAGUCAGGGACGCCCAUCACCAACGAUCUCUUCAGCCAAGCCCUACAGCAUGCCCUUCAGGCAUCGGGGCAACCCAGCCUUCAGAGCCAGUGGCAGCCUCAGCUGCAGCAGCUACGUGACAUGGGCAUCCAGGACGACGAGCUGAGCCUGCGAGCCCUGCAGGCCACGGGCGGUGACAUCCAGGCGGCCCUGGAGCUCAUCUUCGCCGGCGGAGCCCCAUGAACUCCUGUUCCUUCUCACCCCCCAGCAAACUGCCAAGGUGGCUGCCCCCGGGAGACACCCUGAAGGUGCCUCAUCUCUCCUCUCCCCAAUACAUCUGAUGGUUGACCUUC
This is a messenger RNA of Neogale vison (American mink), 1556 nucleotides long. It is a transcript of the gene UBL7, whose product is annotated as ubiquitin like 7. Gene Ontology annotation, cellular component: cytosol. Gene Ontology annotation, biological process: ubiquitin-dependent protein catabolic process. Gene Ontology annotation, molecular function: polyubiquitin modification-dependent protein binding. Lineage: Eukaryota; Metazoa; Chordata; Mammalia; Carnivora; Mustelidae. The coding region runs from base 304 to 1446 and encodes 380 amino acids. The record is from RefSeq and is a predicted model, not a curated record. The transcript has 12 exons.